GGAUUGAAAAAAAAAAAGAGAGAAAAGAAGCGAAGCGACCAAAUAGUUGAUUUGAAUCUUUCGCAGAAACGACAAAGAAAAAGAAAAACAAAUCAAUAAUUCCUCUUCUUCCUGCUGUUCAGUGCUAUUGGGGGCUGGGUAUUCCGAUCACCGGAUAAAUGGUUCCGGUGGCCGGACCUUUUGCAGAAAAACCCACGAAUUCCCUUUAAUUUACGCGAUAUACCAAGCUUAAUGGAUUCUGAGGAGGCCUCUGCGAAGGGCAGCGUGGCCAAUUUAAUACUCCGGUGGUCUCUGUGUCUCCUUCUCCCUAUCCUUGCUUUCUUUUCACUAUCGCUUUUCGUCGCUUUCGUCGCCGUUUUCGUCGCCGAUUCCUCAAUUCCUAGCCCAAUUUCCGUGCCCUCUCAGUGCAGGAUCGUCUCAAGCAGUGUUGAUCUUAAGUCAUCUAAGGUGUGUGAGCUUGGAUUGUUCAAUUAUAAAGCCAAGCAUGUGUUUUAUCCUUUUGAGGGAAGAAGAUUUCGUUGCCGUUAUGAUUACUACUGGGCUUCAAUUUUUAAGGUGGAAUACAAAGAUCAGUCUUCUGGUCAGACUCAGCUUGCAUUAGCUGAGGCUCCAGAUGAGGCCCUUCCUCUUAAUUGCAGACCUAAUUUUGGUGCUGCAUGGCUGACCAAAGACAAAUUCAAGGUCAAUGAAACUUAUGACUGCUGGUACACAUAUGGCAUUUCCAAAGUAAGCUUAUAUCAUGAUGGUUUCUUCAGUUGCCAAGCUAAAGAUCCGUCUACAUUUGAGAUGAUUAGAAGAUAUUGCAUCUUGGCGACGAAGAUUUUACACGCCUGGAUUUUCAGCCAGAAACGAAGCGUGUUUUGCAGGUGGGAAACCAUAGCUGGAGUUGUUAGUGGGUUUUCAACUUCUAUCAUCUCCAUAUUCUUUGUUAGACUCCUGCAGCAAAUGAAAUUUCGGUUGCCUCAGAUUUUGGCUGCAAGAGUGCGUACUAUCAGUUUCAGGCGCACUUGUUUACUUGUGGCAUACAUCUCUUUUGUGGGUUGGCUGGCUAUCCAGUAUGGGAAAAGGCUCGGCCUCCCGGAGAUCAUCGUUCUUCUUAAGAACUCUUGAGAAGUAGGCAGCAGAGUUUAUUGAGAAGUGCUAAUUCCAUUUUCGUCUGCAAGGUGUUCGGUCCUAGAUUCUACAAAUUUGGAGUUGCAGCAACGGAGCUUAUCAUUCCCCUGUACAAUGAUAUACGAUUUGAGUGGGCACCGAAUGUGCUUAAAUAUCAUCUUGUUGAAUAGAAUAUAUUGAGCUCAGAUAGAGAUUGUAUAGGCAAACUUACCUGGAGAUAAAAGAGCGAUAAUCUUAUAUAUGAUUUGUGUAUAAGUAUCUCACUGAAUUUCAUCUAUUUUUCUACACCGAAAUUCGAAUAAUCUGUUGUCUAAUGUUUUAUUUGUGCUA
Molecule: messenger RNA, 1443 nt
Organism: Malus domestica (apple)
Lineage: Eukaryota; Viridiplantae; Streptophyta; Magnoliopsida; Rosales; Rosaceae
Source: RefSeq, a predicted model, not a curated record